CAACGACUCUUCUAAUCUUUGUCUCAUCUCCAAACCACACACGUAGUAGGCGGUAGGCCCACCAACAAUUAUGAUUUAAAAAUAUAGUUCGCCAGGCCAACAGUUCUUGCCCGUGUGAGCUGAAGCGCCAGAGAAUUUAUAUCAAUGUGUGUUGUUGAAUCGAUCGAUUCCGUUGUGGUGGUUGUUAAUUAUUUCCGUGAGAAGCAGGGCUCCAGCUCCUUAAGAUUUGCAGAGAAAAUCUGCGCCGCUGUGAUUCCGGUUAUAGCGUUAUUUGAGGCGUUGAUUUUCGCUGUUUCUGGUUGUUUCGAUUGCCGAAAGCUGAGCAAUAGCAAAAGAUUACGCCAUGGGUACCAGGAGAUAGUUCGACUCUCUGAGGAAUCUCGAUUUACCGUAAAUGAAGUGGAGGCAUUGUAUGAGUUGUUUAAGAAGUUAAGCAGUUCAAUUAUUGAUGAUGGAUUGAUUCAUAAGGUAUCACUUCUGGAAGAGCUUCAGCUGGCAUUGUUUAGAACUUCGUCUGGUGAGAAUCUUUUUGUGGACCGGGUUUUUGAUCUUUUUGAUGAGAAAAGGAAUGGCGUUAUUGAAUUUGAAGAAUUUAUUCACGCACUUAAUGUGUUCCAUCCCUAUGCCCCUAUGGAAGAGAAAAUAGAUUUUGCAUUCAAGCUUUAUGAUCUGAGACAAACUGGGUUCAUAGAGCGAGAAGAAGUGAAGCAGAUGGUAAUUGCAAUACUUAUGGAAUCUGAUAUGCAACUUUCUGAUGACCUCCUGGAGCAAAUAAUUGAUAAGACAUUUGCGGAUGCUGAUGCUGAUAAGGAUGGUAAAAUUAAUAAAGAAGAGUGGAAAGAUUUUGUCGUACGACAUCCGUCACUUUUGAGGAACAUGACUUUACCUUACUUAAAACUUUUACUAGAGCUCUUGGUGAAGAGAGGAUCGCUUCCCUGUUUCCCUGAUAUAGCCUGGAUGCUUCUUGUGAUUCUCUCCAUUGUUGCUGGAGAUGGGCAGGGUAGCUGGGCCAUGGCUUUUCCUCCAGAGAAACCUAAAAAGCAGGUUUUCUUAAUCCUUAAACAAGGGCUCAAACAACAUCAGAUGAUGUCCAAUUCACAAGCUCGAGCUGACAUUCUUCUGGAUUAUAUGAGCAUUUGAAAUUCGUACAUCUUAAAGAGUCCAAGCUUUGCUGCCUCUACAUGUAUUCUCAUAAUUGGUAGGAUAUCAAUCUCUUGUUACCUCUGUAUAGUAAUAAAGUUGAUUUUAGUU
Molecule: messenger RNA, 1251 nt
Organism: Sesamum indicum (sesame)
Lineage: Eukaryota; Viridiplantae; Streptophyta; Magnoliopsida; Lamiales; Pedaliaceae
Product: calcineurin B-like protein 10
Biological process (GO): calcium-mediated signaling
Molecular function (GO): kinase binding; calcium ion binding
Source: RefSeq, a predicted model, not a curated record